AAAGCCCCCUUCUGCGCUAACGACGCGUCUUUAGCUUCGGCAGCUCCCGCUGGCGCAUCACCACCAACCCACCUUUGCCAAUCGCUUCUUCUUGGGAGGUGUGACUGGCGUCACACGCCCUGGGCACAGGUUGAACCCAACGGUGGUGCCCCAGGAUCAUCGAGUCAUUGCUUUGUAGGGCGCCGUGGUGAGACAGCCGUCAACCCCGCUCCGGGGCUGGUAGCAUUCGGCGAUGGAGCCGAGACCGACGGCUGAAGAGCUCCAAAGAACAAUUGACUGUCUCAACGACGCCUAUGAUCUCGGUAUUCGGGCAUCGACUCGCACUCCCAGGAAGCAAAAUCUGACACCGGGAAACGAAGAACGCCUCUACAAGAAGAUACAUUUUCUGCACUUUAGCAAAUCGGCUCGCUUGGCGCGUUGCAUGGAAGCGUUUCAUGCGGACGCCCAAAGUAUAUUGUCUCAAACAACGUCCAACGCCCAUCGUGAAGCGAAACCUAAUGCCUUUGGCUCCCGCAAAGCUCAAUUGCAAGCAUGUCUGCUGUCGAUACUCGACGACGAUGCCUUUGCCUAUCGUCCAGAAUCGAAACGGACCUCAAUCGAGUCACUCGAAUCGGAGCCCAAGCGGCCCCGAAGUCGCUCUGGACGAUCAAGUUCUGAGGCUCUCGACCAGGGCGACACAAUCGAUUCCAUUCCCGUGAGAUCCAGUGUCGGACCGCCCAAUACGCCGCCUCCUCCGACUGGCCCCCGAUUUCAGGCUACCAUCCGUUCGUACUUUUCCACCACGUCCAGCACGGAUCGCUCCGCACCGACGUCGAAUUCGUCCUCAUUCCGGUCUCGCGCUGAGGUCAGCACACCAACCAGUCGAAACACGAGCUUUUCUGAAGACUAUGAUCCAUAUCCUCUCUGCACACAAGAAUGUCGCCUCAUGGAGGAAGCUUGGGACGUCUCCGAGUCUGCCAUCAGCUCUGACCCGGUGACGCCCACCGAAGAUGUGCACAAGUCACCCGCGGCGCUCAAGGAAACUCUAAGAUGGCCCAAACUCGUUCUUCCUGGCCUGGAAUUAGCACCGUUGGCCGUGAUAUGGGAAGUCACUCGCAUUGCGCUUCAUUGCGGCGUUGAGUUUGAAAGCAUCAGCGACCUGAAAUACGAACCUACUGAGUCGUGGCACGAUCAGGCUGCAUUACGAAAACGGCUCGCGAGUCACCCUUUCUGUGAGGGAAAACCACUUCCGCCCCCUAGCGAGCCGAAAGCGUGGGAACUGGCCUUGGGUCCCUUCCAGUCCGCGGACGCAGCAGUCUACCUGAAAGCAGACUUGUCGUACGCCUCUGAUGAGAGCGAACAAAUUUAUGACUUGCGGCUGAUACCGCUGCAAUUGGACAGAGGUAAUCGGCUGAUGCGGCGCUUUGGGGCCGACAGGUUCCUCGAAGUCACGAUCCCUUCGCCCACAGAAACAAAGGAUCUCCCAGACCUUCUGAAGCGUGUACCUGAAUUUUCAGAGCAAGUCAUCCGAUGGCUCACCCAGAACACACAUCGACUUGUCGGUCGGGAUUGGGCCGCCUUCUACACCAGCAAGCCAAAACGAACAGCAAAGACAUCGCAAGGCAAGCCGCUAUCCCUAGAGCGUAUCCACCUCUUUGCUGUUGGCGGCGACAAUUUCCACACACCCCACACGCGCGGCAGUAUCCCUUCUGGGGACGAGGCAUUGCUUCCGGACUGUCGUACAAACAUGAAGCUUAGCACUCUACUUGAAUGGACUGUGGGCAUCCAGCACAACACUACGGAGCAGGUGGCCAAACUGUUCACUCGAAUUGCCUUGAGCUUGACUAAAACUCGGGCGACUGCCGUGGUAGCACAUCGAGAUAUUCGUCACCGGGACAAAGACUUGGGCGAGUCGCAGCAUGUGAUGAACGAUGGAGCGGCCCGUAUGUCACGAAGCUUAGCCAAGAAAAUCGCCGACCAUCUGGAGCUAGGCGCCACUCCGGCGGCUUACCAAGGCCGCUUUGGGUGUGCCAAGGGCAUGUGGAUCGUUGACGUCCAGGACGACGGACUCGAUGGCGACGACUGGAUUGAGACCUAUCCGUCACAACGCAAGUGGAAAUGUCCGUUCGAGGAUCCUCAACACCGUACGUUCGAAGUGAAGGACUGGUCGCGCGAACUCCGAACCGCAGCGCUGAACCAACAAUUCAUCCCGGUUCUGGAGACUUGUGCUGUGGAUGAGGAUGGCAUGAGGGAUGCCAUAGCUGGUCAUUUGACCAACAGCCUCCGGAUGGAAAUCGAGGCUGGAAACGCAGCCCUUGACAGUCCAACCGACAUGCGCCGAUGGCUGAGGCAAUUCGGGCAGUCCGUCGAAAGCAAAUCACACAAGCCCUUCAUGGGCGGCUUACCCAGCUCUGAUGAAGACGCGGUAGCAUACUUGCUCGAUGCCGGAUUCGACCAACGCAAAAAUCGCUUUGUUCAGGAUCUCUGCGUGUCCUUGGUCAAAAAGAAAAUGGAGAUGCUCAAGUCAAAGAUGAAUGUGCGUGUGCCUCAAUCGUCAUACCUCUUUAUGGUGCCCGACUUUUGGGGUAUACUGGAGGAAAACGAAGUGCACGUGUCGUUCUCGAAUGGCUUCCACGUGCAUGGAUUCUACGACACCCUCUUGGAGAAUAUGGACAUCCUCGUUGGCAGAUCUCCUGCGCAUCUGGCGAGCGAUAUCCAAAGGGUUCAUGUUGUCUCGCAUCCGACUCUUCGCAGGCUGAAGGAUGUCAUCGUCAUGUCCACCAAGGGCACAAUGUCCCUCGCAGAGAAACUUUCCGGGGGCGACUACGACGGAGACAAAGCCUGGGUGUGCUGGGAUCGUGGAAUCGUCAAUACUUUUUGUAAUGCCCCGGUCCCCGCCGGCCUUAAGGUGGCCAGCUUGGUCAAGAAGAACUUGAUGGAAAAGCUGGAUGUGACAGUAAAGUCGCUGACGACGCGAUCGAACGCGGAUGAGAUGUGCACCCGAUUUGUCCACACAGCCUUCCGCUUCCAUAUGGAAGCGUCGCUCCUUGGCACUGUUACUAAUUACAAGGAGAGGUUGAGCUAUCAUCGGGGUUCUAUCGAGGACGAGAAAGUCGUUUGGCUCAGCAACUUCCUCAGCCACUUGGUAGAUCAGGGCAAGCAGGGAAUAAAGUUCACCCCAGACCACUGGGCUAGGGUCCGAAAAGAGCACCUCCGGACUCCGCUUCAUUACGAAGAUCCAGACUAUCUCUUGGAACGGCGGGUCUCGAAGGCUUCCAAGCUUCGGAGGCUGAAGGAUCACAUCCUCGACCAUCUCAAAUUUAGCGUUGGUGUGCCAGCCAUCAACUUUGCACUCGCGGACUUCGAAAAGUCUAUCAAGGGUAGCGGUGGGGAGUGUUUUGAUGGAGAUCUAACCAAACUUGCCAACGACUUUGAGAAGGAGUGCACGACGUGGAUGGACGGGAAAAUGGUCUACAAAAAGCUCCGAGAUGAUAUCGAAAAAGUGGCGAAGACUUGGGCGCAGACUAUGGGGCAGCAGCGCGAGUCAUUGAAGGACUACUCAGGCAAAGUCAGGCAGUUGUACGAGAUGUGGAUGAGCAUUGUCCCUGCCGAUGACGCCUUGUCCUCGCCGCGGAUCAAUGCUCUGAUGGAGCCGUGGGUAGCGGAUCCCAAGGCAAAGCGGUGGACGCUACUCAAGGCCUCACUCACCUUCAAGCUCUUUUACAAUCGGCAGAAGUUUGUUUGGAGAAUCGCCGGGCGCCAGCUCUGCGACCUCAAAAGCCUGGCCCUCGGCGCACAAAGCGGCUCUUCGUAUGCCUUUGUCAACCCGGAAAUGUACGCAUGUCUACGGCCAGGCAAAAGCUUUACCACCCAACUCGCGAUCCGGGAGAGUGGUGCCGAGACAACAGAGAGCACUAUUGCGUCGGUGAAUGAGCUCUACGACGGAGACGAUUGGGUGGAUGCCUACGAAUGAAUGAGGGUAGCCAUCUGAUGACCGCGUGGUUUGCUGCGCGAGCGACUAGCGUUUGCAUCUGGAUGCGCCUUUCAGGAUACCCUUAUGAUGAAUGCUUGGUACAGUGUUAUGAGUCAUGGAUAAAGGGGUAGAACGCUUCUAAAUACUCAUCUUCAUCUUUCUUCACCCGGAU
Purpureocillium takamizusanense is the source of this 4124-nucleotide messenger RNA. RefSeq lists its product as uncharacterized. Gene Ontology annotation, biological process: siRNA processing. The transcript is spliced from 3 exons. Lineage: Eukaryota; Fungi; Ascomycota; Sordariomycetes; Hypocreales; Ophiocordycipitaceae. Bases 233 to 3952 code for a protein of 1239 amino acids. Gene Ontology annotation, molecular function: RNA-directed RNA polymerase activity. Gene Ontology annotation, cellular component: nuclear RNA-directed RNA polymerase complex. The record is from RefSeq and is a predicted model, not a curated record.